UCGCCUUGAGGCACGGCGACCGGAGCAGAGAGAGAGGAGCUACCUACCAUACCUAGACACCUUGGUGUUCCCUACACAUAGCGCCCCCUGCUUUGCUGCGCCCUCUGCCGCUUGUUUCAGAAUUACAGCCUCUUCUUACCGCGACCGCCACUAGAGACCAGUGCGUGCGUCUCCCUCGCUCGGCAGCUCCUCCAGGAGAAGAGGCGAUGGGGCGCGGGAUGCUCGACGACGACGUCUCGCGGCGGGCCACCUUCGGCGAGCGCAGCGGCGCGCUGCUGACGGAGGCCCAGGAGGUCGCCGCGCUCUGGGAGGCGGACGUCGGCGUCCUCAUCUUCGACAGCGCCGGCAGCCCACACACCAGUUGGAGCGAGCUGAUGCAACGCUACCAGAUCAUCACCAAAGGCAAGUUCCAGGGGAUAAAUCAUGAUGAUGACCGCCGUCAGCAGCUGUUGGGCGAAAUCGCAAGGUUGAGGCGUGAGCGCGACCGCCUCGAGGCCAGCGUGAGGGGGCUGACCGGGGACAACUUGCCAUCCGCCGCAACCACGGAGCUCGGCGAUCUGGAGCAGCAGGUAGAGCGUGCACUGGGUAAAGUCCGUGAGACGAAGGACACAAACUGCUGGAGCAGCAGUUGGACGAGAUACACCACAGGGUGCACAUCCUGGAGGAGCAGAACAGCUUCCUUCGCCACAUGAUGAGCGAGGAGGGGCGGCAACGUGCUGCCGUGGAGGCGUCGGCGCUGGUGGCGGAGCUCAUUGUGCCGAUGCAGCAGCCGGCGACGCUGUUCGGGGGAUUCUUCCCGGAGGUGGAGGAGGAGGGGGCAUCCACGUCGCUCCGGCUGUGGCCGCGGCAGUUUCCUGGCAGUGGCAGUUAAGGUCGGUGCGUUUUUUCGAAAGGGGACUGCUUGUGCUUGUUAAUCUACCGGUGAUCAAUCUGCAUCCUCACUAGAGUGUAGUCGCACAUUGUUCUGGUGUUAACUAAUCUAGUUUAAACUUACUAGUAGCAGGCCAGUAGUUACGGCUAAGGAUCCGGCGUAUGUUCAGAGGGCAUACAGCUGACAAGUAAUUGGGCCAUCUUGUCAACACUAUAUACAUAGUCCCGUUUUGCUACACAGAAUUUCCCCUACUGCCCCCAUAUAUAUAUGCAGCAGUAUUUUCAAGAGCUGAGAGGACUAUAGCUUUCAAGAGCAAAUUACAUUCCAUUUCUGCAUUUUCUUUGUUACACUAAACUUGUAACUUUUUUAAGCAUGUGAAUCACGCGUCAAAGAAAAAAAAAGGAACGGCUAGCGCUUAGUUUACCGUCAAAAAAUUCUACAAAUUUGUUCAUACACGUCUAAAAAAAACACUGUGCUAUAAGAAAUCAUCUAAGGUAAAAAUCACAAUGUUGUUUUUGGAGCUUAGGAAAAAAAAACAUUGCAUGUGAUCUCAACAUGAGAUCGAUCGAUCAUACUCACUUAUUAGUCGACUGAGAAUUAA
Messenger RNA from Aegilops tauschii subsp. strangulata, 1472 nucleotides. RefSeq names its product MADS-box protein ZMM17-like. Gene Ontology annotation, biological process: regulation of DNA-templated transcription. Gene Ontology annotation, molecular function: DNA-binding transcription factor activity; protein dimerization activity; DNA binding. The record is from RefSeq and is a predicted model, not a curated record. Lineage: Eukaryota; Viridiplantae; Streptophyta; Magnoliopsida; Poales; Poaceae. Gene Ontology annotation, cellular component: nucleus.